UCCAACGCCUCGGUCAUUCGUGCGCCCCGCCCGUCCCUCAGCCCUCCUAUCCGAUAAGCCACGCAGCCAAACCCCACCAUGGCGUGCCCUGCGGCCGUGUCCGCCCUCGCGCCCGCGCCGGCGCCGUUGCCUUCCAGACUCGCCCGCGCUGCGCACUGCUGCGCGCUUGCCCUCCGCCCCGCCCGCGCUCUACCAGCGCUGAGGCUCGGUGCCCGCCGCGCCCCUGGGGCCGCCGUCGUCGUCCGCGCCGCCGUGGCGGAGGGGGCCGUGGAGCUGCAGGCGAAGGUGACGAGCAAGUGCUUCUUCGACGUGGAGAUCGGCGGGGAGCCCGAGGGCCGCGUCGUCAUCGGCCUCUUCGGGGAGGUCGUCCCCAAGACCGUCGAAAACUUCCGCGCCCUCUGUACGGGAAAGAAAGGGUACGGAUACAAGGGCUGCUCCUUCCACCGGAUCAUCAAGGACUUCAUGAUUCAGGGUGGGGAUUUCCAGGAAAACAAUGGUACUGGUGGGAGAAGUAUUUAUGGUGAAUGCUUUGACGAUGAAAAUUUUACAUUGAAGCAUGUUGGCCCUGGUGUACUAAGCAUGGCGAAUGCUGGCCCUGACACAAAUGGAAGUCAGUUUUUCAUUUGCACUGUGAAGACACCAUGGUUGGACAACCGUCAUGUCGUGUUUGGACAUGUCUUGGAGGGGAUGGAUGUAGUGAAGAAGCUUGAAUCUCAAGAAACCAGCAGAACUGAUGUUCCUAAGCAGCCUUGUCGAAUCGUAAAUUGUGGUGAGUUGCUCUUGGACGGCUGAGUAAAGUCAAUAGCUGAGUGUUCGGUUUACCCGACACAUCUUCCUUUUCUUCUGCGGAAAACUUGAAUCUUAAGGGAGGGUUACUUGAAUUUCUUUCAGCUAGUAACUUUAAGUAUAGAACACUUUUGAGGCCUUGUUUUGCGAAUGUAAUGUCGUUUCACGCAAAAUAUAGAUUAACUGUGAGGAGGUGAUCCUGUUGAUGAGUUUUUUUUAAGCAAAAUCCUCGUGAUGAGUUCAAACCUGAGUUACUGUCGUUAUCCAAUGAAACUUGAAGGCUUCUCGUA
This is a messenger RNA of Phragmites australis (common reed), 1076 nucleotides long. Its product is annotated as peptidyl-prolyl cis-trans isomerase-like. The record is from RefSeq and is a predicted model, not a curated record. Gene Ontology annotation, biological process: protein peptidyl-prolyl isomerization; protein folding. Bases 79 to 792 code for a protein of 237 amino acids. Gene Ontology annotation, molecular function: peptidyl-prolyl cis-trans isomerase activity. NCBI's taxonomy places the organism in Eukaryota, Viridiplantae, Streptophyta, Magnoliopsida, Poales, Poaceae. The transcript has 6 exons.